Messenger RNA from Pararge aegeria (speckled wood butterfly), 1706 nucleotides. It is a transcript of the gene Gem2, whose product is annotated as gem-associated protein 2-like. The transcript has 4 exons. The record is from RefSeq and is a predicted model, not a curated record. Bases 346 to 1149 code for a protein of 267 amino acids. NCBI's taxonomy places the organism in Eukaryota, Metazoa, Arthropoda, Insecta, Lepidoptera, Nymphalidae. Gene Ontology annotation, biological process: spliceosomal snRNP assembly; spliceosomal complex assembly. Gene Ontology annotation, cellular component: spliceosomal complex; nucleus; SMN complex.
UACGUGACAUUGGCGAAAUACAACGUGCCAAUUUGGCACACCUAAAAGCCCAAAAAAGCAAGAGAAGAAGAAGAAGAAAAUUUUUUACUACUCUAUGCUGAUAACAGUGACCACACAGUGACAUUUGGUGACACUAGUCUGUGGGUAUUUAUUUACUAGUCUGUGGUGGAAACAAUUAAAAUUAUAUCAUUUUUACUUACUUAUUUGUUUUCUCAUUCAAUUUUCAAAAAUAUUUAUAUAAGUUAUAGUAUGUAAAGAAUAUAAAGAAAUAACAAUAAACAAUUAACUUGCAAUUUGAUUGGUGUGAGAUAUGGUUCAGAAGAGAAUAUUAUAAUUAUAUGUUAAAUGGUUCACCAGUACAACAUGUCAACUAAAAAGCUUGUAUACAAAAUUAAAAGGGACGAUGAAGAUUCAGAAACGUUGAAGUCCACAUGUUUUCAAAUAAGUCCCGAUGUGGAACUCAAAGAUGUCCCUACAAAUGGCGAAGAAUACCUUCUGAAAGUUAAAAAAGAAAGAGAAAGAUAUUCUUCUAUUCUUAAGUGUAAUAAAGACUAUUCUAUAUUUGCUCCUAAUCAAUCUCAGUUUGUAGAAGAGCUAUCUCACGCUAAGGCACCGGACAAUCUAAAACCCACAAUAGAAUGGCAAAAUAUUCAAGUUGCAGAUUUUUCUGAAGUACGUAUGUACAUAUCAAGACUUUUAAACAAAAGGUCUGCCUGGCCGCCUAAUACGAGGAGGCUAGAUUCCUCUUUAUGUGACCAAAAUGGUAAAAAUGCAGCAAUAUGGUUAAAGAUGUUUAGAACUGAAGAAUCAUCAUUAUCUUGUGUAAUAGGCAUUCAUCAAGCUUUUAUAGACAUUGCCUUGCAAGUAAUGACAGAUAUUAUACUAGAUGAUGUCAAACCGGGUGGCACGAUAACUCAUAAAACAGGUGAAUAUCAAAAUUGUCAAUGGAUUUAUGCAUUACUUGCAUGCACUAGGCAGCCUCUGGUCUCAGAUACAGUGAGCAUAUUAAGAGAUUUAGCAAGAAAAUGUGCAAAGAUCAGAUCAAAUUUAAACACAGAAGAUGAGAAUUCAAAACAUGCUGCUGCCCCAUUAAACCUGUUCAUAUGCUUGGUGUCCCGAUACUUCAGACAGUAUGACUUAGCAGACUGAAAGUUAAAUUAUUAAACUUAUGUGAUUCCUUAUCCUAUACUGACAAGGGUAUUUUGAAACCCAUUUGCUUGUAAUUGCUCUAGAUUUACAUGUGUCUAUUGAAGAAGAUAAUAUGUGAGUAAGACAGUAACAUGAUAUUAGGAUCUUUCAAAUUGAACAAAUUUGAAAGAUGCUAAUAUAAAGCAGUAGUAGAGCUGUUUGUGGCAGUACUUGUCCGGGGAAGAUCUACCGCCCUAUUUCUGCCGCCAAUCAGCCGGUUACUACGCUGGUGCUAUGUUCCGGUCUGAGUAGCGUGGUUGCUGAUGUAAUUACAGGCUCGUGGCUUAACACAUAUGCCUCAAGUUGAUGGACUAAUCGCAGAAGUUUCUAGUAAGACGGAAAGGCGUUGCAUGCCGUGCGAAGUGUUGUUCUUUAUAUAGGCGAUGGCUUUCCUCUAUAUCAUAUGGGCCAUCAGCUUUGUCUGUCAAUUAUAAGGAUAAUAAAGGGGGAUGGGAAAAAUGUUGCGAGGUUAUUCCAUUGUUAGAAAAUGACAUUAUAAUCUGUGCAAUUACUAGUUA